Molecule: messenger RNA, 1347 nt
Organism: Camelus dromedarius (Arabian camel)
Lineage: Eukaryota; Metazoa; Chordata; Mammalia; Artiodactyla; Camelidae
Gene: C10H9orf50
Product: chromosome 10 C9orf50 homolog
Exons: 8
Coding region: 1-1347 (448 amino acids)
Source: RefSeq, a predicted model, not a curated record
AUGCCCCGGCGUCACCCCCGCUCCUGGGCCCAGCAGGUGGCGCCCGAGGGGCUCCCCGGCGAUGGCGUUCGCCGAAGGAAAGACCCGGGGCUGCCCAGGCUACUUCUGCCUGAGCUCCGAGCAUCCUCUGGCGUGCGGGGCUUCUCCCGGGGGUCGAGGGCCUCGGGGAGCGGCGCCGACUGGUGGGAGGACGCGGGGUGUGAGGCCUCGCACUUAGAUCCCGGGGUGGGCGUCAGGCGCUCCCGGCCGCGCCUGCCCGCCUUGCCCACCCUGGCCCAGCGGGCGGCGAGGAACCGGACAGGGCUGAGGCCGCAACUGCUGCCGCCCCUGCUCUGGGCCCGCGAGCCUCAGGAACCGGCGCCCUCGCGCCCCGGGCCUGGACCGUGCGAGGACCCGCGCAGGGGCUCCGCCAAGGAGGUCCCCGACUCCUUGAGCGCCCUCGUAGGAGAGCUCCUCCCCGGCCGGUUCCGAGAAUUCCUGUGCCAGCUCGGAGUCCAGUGUACCCAGCAGACAAAGCCACCGACACCCUCAGCAUCGCAACAUCAACGGGGUGUAUCAGAGCACUGCAGAAGUUCUCAGUGUCCCAGCGGCUCCUUCCUCCCAGACCUCCAGGACCAGUCAUCACACUUCAAGAAUAGUCUGAAGAAGAUUUUGCUCCAUCAGAUACCUGCCCUGGGGCCCUUGAGGAGAGACCACUCACAAUUUACCACAGUCAAGGCCAACCAGCCCCACUCUACACAGGGUCCCAAGCUCAAGGCUGUGCUCACCCACAACUCCUCGGGGGAAGGCUCAGGCCACCGCAGGCGGUGUUGCCCUUUCCGAGUGCGGUUUGCUGAUGAGACACUGAGGGAUGCAGCACUCCGCUACUGGGAGCGCAGCUGUGCAGCACAGCAGGGUGUCACCAAGAACAGGACAGCCAACCGGUCAGGGCCAGCGGCAUCAGAGCGGGUGUUAGGGAGUGUCGGGAGAUGGCUGGAGAGUUUGCCCAAAGCCCUGUACCCCGGAGCCAAGGAGGAGACCCUGGACAACUCAUUCACCUGGGACUUCCCUGGCCUGUCCACCCAGGAGCUGAAGGGCCACCUCUCUGAGGACACCUCCAUGAACAGCAGCCUGCCCUUCAUCCCUAGGGCCACCAUCCCGAGGCAGCGGGGGGACCUCAAAACCUUCCUGGAGCAGGUGGGCAAAUCACCCUGUUCCUGGAGCCAGAAGCUGGAGUCCUUCCUGCCCAGCCUGGUGUUGCACACUGUCCUGAAACGAGGCCACCCUAAGGGGUACCAGCUCCUUCUGCCUUCCCCUCCAUCUUUGACUGGAGCCAAAGGCAGUCUGCUGACCACCUCUAUGGGGUGA